Molecule: messenger RNA, 1149 nt
Organism: Penicillium subrubescens
Lineage: Eukaryota; Fungi; Ascomycota; Eurotiomycetes; Eurotiales; Aspergillaceae
Product: alcohol dehydrogenase catalytic domain-containing protein
Exons: 1
Coding region: 1-1149 (382 amino acids)
Molecular function (GO): zinc ion binding; oxidoreductase activity
Source: RefSeq, a predicted model, not a curated record
AUGUUGGCUUUACAUGCGCAAGACGCCUCAUCUGGGCUGAAGCUAAAGCAGCUGCCAGUACCCUCGCUAGGACCUGAAGAUGUACUGAUCAAAGUAUACUCGGCGGGAAUCACGCCAGGAGUAAUGAAGCUCCUGAAGAUGGGCCAGUCGGCCGUGCCAACCACUGUGGGCCACGAGGCCGCCGGAGUGGUAGAAGCUCUUGGUGAAAACAUCAAGGACGGCUUGAAUGUCGGUGAUCGUGUGCGCCUCCACCCCAUUCUGUCCUGCGGUGAAUGCCACCAAUGCCAGCUCGGGUUCGACUCCAUGUGCGAUGAGGCGGCACAAAUGGGCUUCGCCAAAUUUGGAGAAAGGACAGGUCUCUACGCACAAUAUCACGACGGGGCGCUUGCCGAGUAUGUCCGCGUGCCGCGCAGGUUCGUCGACCGCCUCCCUGACAACGUUUCCUUCGACAUUGGCGCCAAGUUACACGAUGCUGCCACUGCCCUGCGUGUCCUUAAGUUGGCUGAGGUCACCAAGCCCAACUCGACUAUAAUUCUUACGGCACCAACUGGAACCAUGGGCACGGUGACGCUGAAGCUGGUCAAGUUUUUCCCCAAUAUCAAGAAGAUCAUCCUUGUGGGCCGGUCAAAGGAACGCCUCGAAUCCAUCCAACAUUUGACUGAGGUUGAAACAGUUGUUUUUCCCAUCUCGGCACCAUCCCAAGAUUCAAAGCCUUCGUCGGGGCCUCCAGGUGAAUCCAUUCCUGGCCCUCCCCAGCCCUCUCCGAUCGUCCGGCAACUCAGGGAGCUGGCACCUGAAGGAAUCUCUGCAAUCAUCGAUUACGUCCCCGCUGGGCCAACUCUCAGCCAGAUUCUACCAGCCCUAGCUACCCGUGGAACUAUUGUCCACAUGGGUGGGAGCCCAGCGCCUUUGCAGAUCCCGCUGGUUUUUAUCAUGAGCAAGGCCUGGCGUCUUGUGGGCAAUCGUGCCCACACGAGAGAUGACGCUCAGGAAAUUCUGGAUUGGCUACAAAGUGAUCAGCUUGUCAUUUCUGACCUCAUCACGCACCGUUUUCCGUUAAAGGACGCUCAUCGUGCUAUCGAUGCUAUAGAGACACGGGAUGAGCAUGUAUGGAUGAGCAUCAUUGAAGUCAUUCCGGAGAAAGUCUAA